Dermacentor silvarum is the source of this 2376-nucleotide messenger RNA. RefSeq lists its product as uncharacterized. Bases 1 to 2376 code for a protein of 791 amino acids. Gene Ontology annotation, cellular component: membrane. NCBI's taxonomy places the organism in Eukaryota, Metazoa, Arthropoda, Arachnida, Ixodida, Ixodidae. The record is from RefSeq and is a predicted model, not a curated record. The transcript has 24 exons.
AUGGGCGCCCGCGCGGCGUUCGCAGCAGCCGCCGAUAGUGGCAGGCUAAGUCCCAGUUUCACCUUGGCUAAGCUUGAAGUUCCAGGAUCGUCCACUGUGCCUCCCGAGGGCCCGUUGAGAUGGAAUCGCACUGGCGUGGAGCAGCUUAAGCUCGAGGAAGACGAAGCACUUCUCUCCGGCUGGCACGAAGUCAUCCGCUGGUUCCUCUCCUUCCUGUUGUCCAGUCCCAAGGACGCUAUGUUCCUCAGGCGAUUGAACAACAAGACGGAUAUGAUUGAAACAAUGGAUCUGUACCUGCAGUACGAGCCUCAGGUGUUCUUGGUGACCUUCUCGGGGCUGGUGUACACUGUGACCGGAUUCUUCGGCAGCGUUGUCUACGUGAUGUUGCGCCGACGCAAGCGCUGCGGUGGAGACCUCACGCAGGACAUCAACGAGAACAUGCGAUGCGUCCUGCAGGUCUACACUGCUGCAUACAUCGUCGUCCUGGCCGGAAUCUUGCUCGGCUCCCUUCUUAUGCUGGCCGGCCUUUUCGAGCUGGGCCAAUCGGUGGCUGCUGAAGGGAAUAACUUCCAGGAAAGCUUGCGUGAAGUGGAGUACUACAUACGCAAUGCUUCAAACAGCCAGGUUGUCGACAACCAACGACGAGUUGAUGUGCUUGCAGCGCUCAUCAAGAAGCUCCAAAAUAACUUUCAGGACAUCUACACGACGUUCGCUGUUCCUCACGUGAAGGUCAUCACCUCAGCGAACGUGUCUGGCAAGGCCAUGAUGAUGUUGGGCUUGGCGGCGGACAUGCCCCCGGAGAUGGAGGAGCAACAGCAGCCAUCUCCGCAACCUGGAGUUCCGCCGGAGGAGUACAUGGCCCGGUUCAUGGCUCAGCGGGUGGCUGAAGUGUACAAUCUCACCAUCACUGAUACAGUGGACUUGGCGCUGGAGACGUCAGCCCUGGCGUCGGACUUCAGCCGCAUGUUGAUCAUGGACGCUGCGGUCACGGUCCCGGGCUUCGAUAAAAUCCAGCCAUCUCUAGAACAAGCGGAUGCUUUGGGAGUGCUGAAGGCGCGACAGCGUUUGUGGAAUCUGUCGCUGUGGGGACCACUGAGCCACCAGGACUGUUUCAUGCGCAGUGCUUCGUCCAACUAUGCGGGGCUGGCCAUGCUUCUUGCCGUGGUGCUGUCGUUUCCUAUCUGCUCGAUCCUCAUGCUGAUAACCGUGUCGGUGAUGCUCGUAUCACUGACGCUCACAAACUACGUGUGCCGACCGUACGACAACAUCAUCUACGACACUGCCGACAUCACCCAGAUAGCGCUCCUGGACGAUACAAUGCGCGUUAUCUGGCCUCGGGAGACGCGUGGCAAGUGGUUCGGAAGCUUCCUGGCGGGCAGCACGCUCACGAUUUGCAACGGCGGUCGCAUACUGGAGGUCAUAAAAGGAGACUACCAGGAUUCGGUCCACACGCUGGUGGAGCUCACGCACACCAUACAGCAAAUCCUGCUGUCUCUCACCGUCGACCCACGUCUCAUCUUCUCGGUCGACCAUCCGGAAUUGCCUUUCUUCGCCAAGAUGAAGGCUCAACUAUGGGACCACGUCGACAAGGGAAAUCCGCCUUGCUUCGCGGCUUACAAGGGCUACGAGAAGGCGCUCGGAGUUCUCUGCCGGGGAAUCAUACGCAACGUGAACGCUUUCUGGACAGCCCUGGGUUUCUGCCUAUGGAUGUUCCUUGUUUUGGGCACGGUGUCACACUUUCUCUCCAAGUACUUCCUGCGCAUGGUGAACUGGACAUAUGAUGGCUCGGAGGUAGAGUCGUACAGCAGCACCGGCAGCACUGACAGCAGCGUGAGCAAGAGCGGAGGGUCAUCGCCCAAAGCGGGCGCCGAGAAGCAGGAAGCGGCGCCACCUGACCACCCUGCUGCACCCGAAGACGAAGGCGGGAACGUUUCACCUCGCAAGGAAGCUCCUAAGGAAGAUCUCAAAGAAGGACAGUCAUCAUCUCUGUUGUAUCCCAACAGCCCUUUGAAGGAGUCGAGGAUCCUUCCAAAAUGCAUCGGAACAGGAACAGGAACACUCCAGAGGAUGCACAUUGUGGGAGAUGCAACCAACCUAGGACCAAGGACGCCGGGCCCGCUGCACUCCAGGCCGCUGUGGGGAGCGCCCACUGCCGGAAUCCACAGAGCUGCAGCCGGCGAAGCAGCAAGACGCCUAGCAAUUUGCGUUCAUUACGUGCAGGACCCUUUGAAAUCAUCGCGUUGCGAAAUUUCACUUGUGCGCUUUCUUUGUCAAAUAUCACUGCCGUGCGUACUCACUGGAUUCCUGCGCAAGCUGGGCUAUCCUGAUCCUGAGCUUGCUGUUAUGUCUCUGUCUCUUCCACCGUCUGGCGCGUAG